AUGACCAAGAACUUCAACCACAAAUUGGGGGAAGAAGGCUAUGGGACCGUUUCUAAAGGAAAGCUUCGGAGUUGCCCACUAGCAGUGGCAAAAAUGCUGGGCAAAUCCAAGGCCAAUGGGCAGGAAUUUAUCAGCGAAAGAAUAGGGGACCAGAGGAGCCAGAUAUACUUCCCUUCAUGGGUUUAUGAUCAGCUGAGCGAAGGAAACAAUAUUGAGAUGGGAGAUGCCUCAGAAGAUGAAAGAAAUAUAGUGAAGAAGAUGAUCCUGGUAGCAUUGUGGUGCAUGCAGAUGAAGCCAACCCAUCGCCCUUCCAUGAACACAGUCAUUGAAAUGCUUGAAGGCGAUGGUGAACUCAUAGAAAUGCCUCCUAAGCCAUUUCAAAAUCCGGACGAAACGCCAGCACUCGAGGAUGAUGGAAUUGAUGCGGAAGACAUAUAG
Molecule: messenger RNA, 438 nt
Organism: Coffea arabica (coffee)
Lineage: Eukaryota; Viridiplantae; Streptophyta; Magnoliopsida; Gentianales; Rubiaceae
Product: PR5-like receptor kinase
Molecular function (GO): protein kinase activity
Source: RefSeq, a predicted model, not a curated record